AUGUAUGACAGUCACUACUCAGGGGGUAAGCAGACUAUUGAUCCACCUAUGCCGUCUGGGGUUGAAAAUGUACUUGAGAAAGAUGAUGAUGAGAUUGAGGUUACUGGAGAGUCCAAGAAUGCUACAGAGAAGAAAGCAGAGAUAACCCAAAAAGUUGUCCCUAUGCUUAGACCUCCGCCUCCAUUUCCACAGAGGUUGAAGAAUGAGGAUCCUGGUGCCUUCACUAUUCCAUGUACCAUCGGGUUGUUACAUUUCGCUAAGGCGUUGUGUGAUUUUGGUGCUAGCAUUAUUUUGAUGCCAUUGUCUAUUUUCAAGAAGUUGGGUUUAGGGGAUCCAAAACCAACUGUGAUGCGAUUGCUCAUGGCCGAUAAAACUUUGAAGAGGCCCAUUGGUGUUCUCCAAGAUGUGCUUGUAAAAGUGGAGUCGUUUAUUUUUCCAGCGGAUUUUGUGAUACUUGACUGUGAGGUUGAUUUUGAGAUCCCCAUCAUCCUAGGGAGACCAUUCCUUGCUACUAGGCGCGCCUUGGUCGAUAUGGAGAAAGGGCAGAUGAUGUCUAUGAAGCAGGAAAGUGAUCUCAAGUCAGUGUCCGUGGUGAAUCAUAUUGUGGGUCAAGGUUCUGAUGUGUCUAUUGAAGAGCGGUUGGGUGUUGAUGCACUUGCAGCGGUGAUGAUGAAUUUUGAGGGUGAUGGUAUUGAAGACUAUGAUGAGUUAGUUGUCGUACUUGAUAGGUUCGAAUUCCAUUCCAAACCGAAGAAAUUGGAGUUAGAUAUGAAGAAUCGCGACUCACCACCCACAAAACCGUCUGUUGAAGAGGCUCCAAAAUUAGAGCUUAAGACCCUACCAUCACAUUUGAGGUAUGUAUUCUUGGGGAGAGAUGGUACUUUACCAGUCAUCAUUGCGGCCGAUUUGAAUGCGAAACAAGUUGAGGCUUUAGUUUUGUCUAUUUAA
This is a messenger RNA of Solanum tuberosum (potato), 948 nucleotides long. RefSeq lists its product as uncharacterized. The record is from RefSeq and is a predicted model, not a curated record. Bases 1 to 948 code for a protein of 315 amino acids. The transcript has 3 exons. NCBI's taxonomy places the organism in Eukaryota, Viridiplantae, Streptophyta, Magnoliopsida, Solanales, Solanaceae.